Molecule: messenger RNA, 1809 nt
Organism: Physeter macrocephalus (sperm whale)
Lineage: Eukaryota; Metazoa; Chordata; Mammalia; Artiodactyla; Physeteridae
Product: E3 ubiquitin-protein ligase DTX1
Exons: 4
Coding region: 12-632 (206 amino acids)
Biological process (GO): Notch signaling pathway; protein ubiquitination
Cellular component (GO): nucleoplasm
Molecular function (GO): ubiquitin protein ligase activity
Source: RefSeq, a predicted model, not a curated record
GCACCAUCUGCAUGGAGCGGCUGGUCACGGCCUCCAGCUACGAGGGCGUGCUUCGGCACAAGGGCGUGCGACCUGAGCUCGUGGGCCGCCUGGGCCGCUGUGGCCACAUGUACCACCUGCUGUGCCUCGUGGCCAUGUACUCCAAUGGCAACAAGGAUGGCAGUCUGCAGUGCCCCACCUGCAAGGCCAUCUACGGGGAGAAGACGGGCACUCAGCCACCCGGGAAGAUGGAGUUUCACCUCAUCCCCCACUCGCUGCCCGGCUUCGCUGACACCCAGACCAUCCGCAUCGUCUACGACAUCCCCACAGGCAUCCAGGGCCCUGAGCACCCCAACCCAGGCAAGAAGUUCACUGCAAGAGGCUUCCCGCGCCACUGCUAUCUGCCCAACAACGAGAAGGGCCGGAAGGUGCUGAGGCUGCUUAUCACCGCCUGGGAGCGGAGACUUAUCUUCACCAUCGGCACAUCCAACACCACGGGCGAGUCGGACACCGUGGUGUGGAACGAGAUCCACCACAAGACCGAGUUUGGAUCCAACCUCACGGGCCACGGCUACCCGGACGCUAGCUACCUAGACAACGUGCUGGCAGAGCUCACAGCCCAGGGUGUGUCCGAGGCUGUGGCCAAGGCCUGAGGCCCGACGCUGCCCACCUUCCCUCCUGCUUUGCCCCUGGUCCAGCACAUGCAGCACAUGCCUCCCUCCGCCAGGUGUGUCCUGGCGACCCAGGUUCAGGGCUGGGGAGGAGCCUGCAGGAGGAGCCAGAAGCGUUCCCGGGAUUUGGCCGGUAGCAGUUAGGAUGAUGGGAGGAUGGCAGGCCAGCCGGCUUCGACCCUAGCUACCUGAGAGGGUCGCAAGGGUGUACCGGAAACCACAGCAACCUCCCUACCGAAAAGACAGAGCCCCACCCCCUCACACCAACACACGUGUCCUGUUGCACACAUGCACGCACACCCACGUGCCUCUACUUACCCCCAGACUGGGGGGGAAGAGACAGAAAGACCCCUGUGAUACUCCGUGUGGAUUCCCAUCUGUGUCUCUAUCGCAUCUGUACAGGCUUGUCUGCAAACAGAAGGACUCGGGUCAAGCACUCGGGGGCCUGGUGAGGGUCCGGGAGAAAAGGGGGCACUCGGGAGCCUCAGCCUCCCCCCACCUCUGCCACCCACUGAUGGGCAAUUGUGGGCCCACAGGGUGGAAGCUCCCAGAAUAUUCAGCAGUUUUGCAAAGGGGCGGGCCAGGGAGACAGACGAGGAGAAUCUUAUUUUGUGCUUAUGUCUCUUCAUCCUUCUGGGACCCUGACCUCCUUCUUCUCCCCUGCCACCCCCAGGCCUUAUGUCUGUUCCUGAUAAAGGCACUGUUUUCCUCUCCUCCCCACCCCAUCCUCUCCACCAAAUCGCUCCCGAUGUCAAGAUCCAAAGGCUGGAGCUUCUGGCUUCAGGAGUGAGACAAGGAGGCCUGGCUUAGGCCAGCAGGUUUAAAAAGCAGACCGGACGGCAAAGAGUCCACUUCCCUUUCCUUGGGAGUGGGCAGUGGGGUGGCUGAAGGUCUCAGCCAACCAGGGGCCUGUUGCCCAGGCAACUCACCAGCUCUGCCUCUGUUGAUUGGCUGCCACGGCGGAAGUCAGCCAAGAUUUAAAGGGACGCCAGUGAUUGCUCUUUUGAAAAUCUACCAGUCCCACUGUGGGUGGAGAAAUAAAUGGUCUUUCUCCUCCUCCGCUGGGUCUUUUCCUGUCAAGAAGGGGUGUGCGUGGCUCUGUUUCUGGAGGCUUUCGGUCCAUCCCAUGGGGGAGCUUGCAGCAAAAUGGUGACCCAGG